AUGGGCAUCCCUCACUUUCUCCUCAUUCCAUAUCCAACUGUAGGACAUGUGAAUCCCCUUAUGCAGUUGUCUCAGGUUCUUGCCAUGCAUGGCUGCAAGAUCACUUUUCUGAAUACAGAGUUCAACCACAAACGAGCGAAUGUAGCAGGUGCUGGGCUAGACAACCCCAAGGGAACCCAGAUAAGGUUUGUGACACUCCCAGAUGGUUUGGGUCCUGAAGAUGACAGAAAGGACCACAAGAAAGUUAUUUUCUCAAUCGAAAGGCACAUGCAUGCUAUGCUUCCCAAACUCAUACAAGAUAUCAAUGCAUUGCAUGUUAACAAUAAGAUCACAUGCAUCGUUGUCACAGUGAAUAUGGGUUGGGCCCUGGAAGUUGGUCACAAAUUGGGAAUCAAAGGAGCUCUUUUGUGGCCUGCAUCUGCCACUUCGCUGGCCACAUGCGAUUGCAUCCCAAAGUUGAUUGAUGAUGGAAUCAUAGAUUCAGAUGGAAACCCCAUCAAAAGGCAAGAAAUUCAACUCUACCCAAAUAUGCCAAUGAUGGACCCAGAAAACUUUCCAUGGUGUGGCCUAGAUAAGAUCGUCAUUCAUCAUAUUGCACAAGAGAUGCAGACUCUUAAGUUAGGAGACUGGUGGCUUUGCAACACAGCAUAUGAUCUUGAGCCUGCUGCAUUUUCCAUAUCACCACGGUUCCUACCUAUUGGUCCCUUGAUGGCAACUAACAGCAACAAAAGUUCACUCUGGCAAGAAGACAUAACUUGCUUAGACUGGUUAGAUCAUCAGCCACCUCAAUCUGUUAUAUAUGUUGCCUUUGGUAGUUCGGGAGUAAUUGAUCACAACCAAUUUAAAGAAUUGGCUCUUGGACUUGAUUUCCUUAACAAACCGUUUCUUUGGGUUGUGAAUCCUUCUAGCGGUAACAAGGUAAACAGUGCAUACUCUGAUGAAUUCCAUGGAAGUAAAGGCAGAAUUGUGAAGUGGGCGCCACAGAAGGAGAUAUUGAAUCACCCUUCCAUAGCUUGCUUCAUUAGUCACUGUGGUUGGAAUUCUAGCAUAGAAGGUGUUGGAUUGAGAUUAGACAAGGAUGAGAAUGGAUUAGUAUCAAAAGAAGAGAUAAGGAAGAAGGUGGAGCAACUGUUUGGCGAUGAAGGCAUAAAAGCUAGGUCGUUGAAACUGAAGGAAUUGACCCUGAAGAGCAUAGAAGAAGGUGGUCACUCUUCAAAGAAUCUGAAAAGCUUUAUCAGCUGGGCUGAGUAA
Sphenostylis stenocarpa is the source of this 1251-nucleotide messenger RNA. Lineage: Eukaryota; Viridiplantae; Streptophyta; Magnoliopsida; Fabales; Fabaceae. The record is from the annotation of a GenBank genome assembly.